AUGUAAUCUAGAUAAAACUGCAAAAACAUUGAACCUAAGACUAUAUUCCUAAAAUUCUUCCAUGAAAACCCUUAUGUAAAUAGGGCACUUGAGAUUGAUAUUUUUAGUCACUUAUCUAAUCAAGGAAAGGUACCAAAGCUGAUCUACUAGGGUACAGAGUAUAGAAUUGAAGAGUACAUAUCUGGAAGAUAAUUAACAGUAUUUGAACUAAGAAAUAGGACAAUUUACAAUAAAGUUGCAGAAUUUUUAUGCAAUCUCCAUUAUGAUUUUUCUCUUAGAUAAAUAGCUGAUGAACACCUUGGGAAAAAUUAAGAAAACAUAGAUCCUAAAAAGUACAUUGAAUAGUAUUCAAAGCAACUACGAGAUUAAGUUUUAGCAAUUAAAAAUUACCUUCAAACGCACUAGCCAGUUGAUAAUAGACUCGAGAUACUAAUAUAAUUUGAGGAAAUAUUUUUACCUGUUGAUAUAGUGGAGAGAUACAUUAACACUUUGAAUCAGCUAGGUGAGUCUAUUAGUUAUGUUUUGACACACAAUGAUAUUUAAGAGUGUAACAUCCUGGCUAAAGAUGAAAAUAACUUGAACUUCUAUGUGAUUGAUUAUGAAUAUGCUACUUUUGCACCUAGAUCGAUGGACUUAGCCAAUUAUAUAAAUGAGACAGUCUUUGAAAAUACUUACAAGUGUGGUAGCGGGGCAAAUUCCUAUGGUAGAUUUUGA
This is a messenger RNA of Stylonychia lemnae, 714 nucleotides long. The record is from the annotation of a GenBank genome assembly. Lineage: Eukaryota; Ciliophora; Spirotrichea; Sporadotrichida; Oxytrichidae.